AUGGUGCUUAUGUCAGCUGGGAUAAUUUUCCAAAGGGCUCUUCGAAACAUAUACAGACCUAUUUUUGAAGCAGCCGAUUGGGAAACUAAUGGAGAAGUAGUAGAGCUAGUUAUAGGUGUUGAUUGCUUGAAUUUAAAUCAGCUAUACCAGAUUAGGGUGUGCAAGACUUCAGAUUCCAAUAAUUUCAAAGAUUGCCCUUAUCAGGGCAAUUGUCCUAGAGUAUUCAGAUAUGUGAAGUACAAGGUUAAUGAGAAACCAACACCACAGAGUCUUAUUCCGAAAAACAUCAUUUUGAUCAUACCAACAAUUGGCAAAGGGAUGAAUUCUAAGGUGGGAGCAAAGAUAUCACAGGUUGGACCCAAGCCGACUGGUGUUGCGGGGUUGAAUGGGAGGGUGUAUGGGAGGGUGUAUGGGAGGGGAUCUUAUGCAACAACAUUAAAAGAUGGAAGCGCUAAGGGUUGGAUUUAUUUUCACGGUGAUCGAUGGCGGCUUAGAACGAGUGAACCUAUCAGUCAGAAAGUGUCUCCUUUAAAGGUUUUGGAUAAUGUCAAUCUACUGCAUAAGAGUAAUAAGUCCUAUCCGCCUCUAUGUUGCAACAAGGAUUCAGAACUUAAGUCUUCCAAUACCAGCUUAGGAGACUGUUCAAGAUCUUUUUCUGGUUUUAGUUUUCCUGAUGAGGACAGUUUAACACAUGACAGACCUUUCUCGACCCUUGAAGUGCUUGAAGUGAGAAUUCCACCUCGUAUUGAUAGUUUCAUGUCUUCUCCUGAAAGCAAUCUGAUUGAAGAUGAUUUGGAUAGUCCAGACUCAACUUUUGAGGAUGAUCAGCAUCCAGGCUAUGACUGUUCUGUAAAGGGAGCUCCUGAAUUAAACACAAAGUCCGAUGAUGCCUUUUUUGGCAAUUUCAAAGACGGAUGGCGGCUUGGAACGAGUGAACUAGAUUUUCUUAGUCAGAAAGUUUCUGCUUCAAAAGUUCUGCAUAAUGUCAAUCUAUUGCAUAAGAGUUAUAAGCCACCUCUAUGUCGCAACAAUGAUAAGCUUUGGGAGUCUUAUUUUUAUCUUGAACCUCGAUUGAUCCAUGAUGUCCAAAUUCCAAAGGAUUCAGAACUCAAGUCUUCCAAUACCAGCUUAGAAGACUAUUCAAGUUCUAUUUUUGGUUUUAGUUUUCCUGAUGAGGACAGUUUAAUUACAUAUGACGGACCUUUCUCGACCCUUGAAGUGCUUGAAGUGAGAAUUCCGCCUAGUUUCAUGUCUUCUCCUGAAAGCAAUCUGAUUGAUGAUGAUUUGGAUAGUCCAGACUCAACUUUUGAAAUGAUAAAGAGUCUUAUAGAAUCUGUACUCGGCGGUGAUGAUUACGAGGACGAUUAUUAUGAUUUUGACAAGGAUAAUUCCUCUAUGGCGGAGCUGGUCCAGCAUGGAAUGUCUGCAUAA
Messenger RNA from Vicia faba (fava bean), 1431 nucleotides. Lineage: Eukaryota; Viridiplantae; Streptophyta; Magnoliopsida; Fabales; Fabaceae. The record is from the annotation of a GenBank genome assembly.